Messenger RNA from Neospora caninum, 1848 nucleotides. RefSeq names its product at3g09100/MZB10_13, related. Gene Ontology annotation, molecular function: mRNA guanylyltransferase activity; ATP binding. Lineage: Eukaryota; Apicomplexa; Conoidasida; Eucoccidiorida; Sarcocystidae. The coding region runs from base 1 to 1848 and encodes 615 amino acids. Gene Ontology annotation, biological process: 7-methylguanosine mRNA capping. The transcript is spliced from 10 exons. The record is from RefSeq and is a predicted model, not a curated record.
AUGAACACUCUCAAUCCACAGCCCGUUCCUCCUCCCCCGAAGGAAGGCCCUCGAGAUGUAGACGGAGGCACACAGCCUUCUUCUCUCUCGUCUUCCUCUUCCUGCUCUUCCUCCUCUUCCUCCUCUUCCUCCUCUUCCUUUUCUUCUGUCCACGGACACAGUCUCGCUGGUCCGCCGGAACUUCCAGGGAUUUUGGCAGGCGACCCUGCGGGGCUGCUGCCUCCCGAGCAGGCGCAGCGCGUGCGCGAGAGAGUGCGGAAAAUGUGCGGAUGGUCCAGAGAGUCUUUCCCAGGUGGACAGCCCGUCAGCUUAAGCAAAAGCAAUCUCACGGAGUUGUUUCGAAACCCGUAUGUAGCCUGUGAGAAAACCGACGGUAUUCGUUUUCUCCUGCUGGCCGCGUCGGGCUGCAUCUUUCUCAUCGGCAGAAAGGAAGAGGUUCGCAUGAUUCCCGACAAGUUUCUUCCUCGCAAAGGCCGGCUACAGGAGCCGCAGCAGUUGACGCUGCUCGACGGCGAGCUCGUGAUGGAUCGGCUGCCUGACGGAGACACCGCGGCGCGGUAUCUGAUCUACGACGCCAUCUGCAUCGAACGGGACGAGUCGGUAAAGGAGCUGAACUUGAUGGGUCGCCUAGCAGCUGUCGCCGAGCGCGUCAUCGCGCCCCUGAGAGAGCUCGAGGAGAAAGAGCGACUGCAAAGUGAACGGGAAGAAGACGCCCCGCAACCGCUGAAAAAGAGGAAAGCGCGAAAGAACCCCCUGGAAAUCUACCUCAAGGAUUUUUUCGAGAUCUUCGAUUUGCUUCACAUCCAACGCAUGGCGCUUCGCCUGCCGCACGAGUCAGACGGCAUCAUCUUCACCCCCGUCAACUUGCCGUACACCACCGGCACAUGCAGGCAGCUACUCAAGUGGAAACCUCCUCACCUCAACACUGUCGAUUUCAGCGCAGACGCACUCUAUGACGAACGAGGCGUGCCCCGUCUCUUCCAGCUCUACGUCACCGACUAUGGUGUACGUGUGUUCAAGGGCGAGUUCCUCGCCCCCUACGGGGCGCUCUACAAGCAGCUUCUUCAAAUGGCUAGCUCAACUCGGCUCAGCGGCACGAUUGUCGAGUGUUUCUGGUUUCCCUCGCCCCCCGUGUACACCUUUGUUCCGUCUCUGCGAAGCGCCGAAGACUUGCGCAGUGAAAAGGAAAUGUGCACGUGGCAAACGUGGAACGCAGCGAAGCCGCUGUAUGAUUUGGAAAAUGGAACGUGGAAAGAAGGCGGCUGGGUUGCGGAACGCAUUCGAACGGUGCGCCUUUUUGCUUUUUUCGGAAAAACAAAGACACGGGUCGUCUGCUCUCAGGGAGGGCGAGGAAACAGAGAAAGACGCAUUCCCUCCACAUCGCAAAUCUUUCAAAACACGCAUCUCAAAAAGUGCACGCCAUUAUCUGACUCAGAAAAGGGUGAACUUGACCGUAAACAUACCUCGAAAACCAAUACAUCUUUCUAUAUGCAGAGAGAGCUCGAUAAUUCGAGACGAAGAGCAAGAAAAAGUAGAAAGGAGACAGAGCGACGAUGGACAACUGAGGGAGACCCUGUGUCGCCAGUAUGUUGCGUGCCCGUGGUGUCCCACUUGUGCAUUUCGCCCGUCUGUUUGUUUCGGUGUUUUCAGGACAAAAACCUCCCGAAUUCUUUCCAAGUUAUGAAAAAGGUUCAACAGAGUAUCGACGACAGCAUUACUUUCCGAACGCUGCUGCGAGAAGCCCAGCGGUAUCGCAACCACGGCAAGAAGACAGUCGGCGAAGCAUGUAUCUUGCCGUCUGAGCACACCGAGGACAAAGAGGCGUCUUCGACGGAAACUUCCGGCUGA